This is a messenger RNA of Bipolaris oryzae ATCC 44560, 339 nucleotides long. RefSeq lists its product as uncharacterized. The transcript has a single exon. Bases 1 to 339 code for a protein of 112 amino acids. NCBI's taxonomy places the organism in Eukaryota, Fungi, Ascomycota, Dothideomycetes, Pleosporales, Pleosporaceae. The record is from RefSeq and is a predicted model, not a curated record.
AUGUACCCGCAACGGCCGAGUCAUGGGCCCAUGUUUCAGCUGCCGUUGCUUGGCUACUUGCAUCUCACCUGGCCCGUGCCAAGAACUCACAAGCGCGCCAUUAUUUCCGAGAGGAAGCCCGGCAAUGUCCACGACGAAGCUUCUGGAUGCCGCCCGCCAAACGGCUGUAUGGAAUGGUUACGCGGUACUGCGGCGAGGGGGCAGGGAAAUGCACGCGUACAUGCACAGUCAUCGGGACCCGUAGGAUGGAAAGAAGAAAAAAAAAAGGUCAGGCAAAACUGGCAAAAGCAAUCAAGAGGAACGGAAGGGGGUGAGGGGAGGGGUGAGGGGGGCACAUAA